Molecule: messenger RNA, 9355 nt
Organism: Toxorhynchites rutilus septentrionalis
Lineage: Eukaryota; Metazoa; Arthropoda; Insecta; Diptera; Culicidae
Gene: Ubr3
Product: E3 ubiquitin-protein ligase Ubr3
Exons: 13
Coding region: 1466-7954 (2162 amino acids)
Biological process (GO): ubiquitin-dependent protein catabolic process via the N-end rule pathway; protein ubiquitination
Cellular component (GO): cytoplasm; ubiquitin ligase complex
Molecular function (GO): zinc ion binding; ubiquitin protein ligase activity
Source: RefSeq, a predicted model, not a curated record
CUUGAACCGAGACGUUUCUUCGCUCGCCAUCGCCAAUUCCAGUCGCGUAGUGUCUACUCACGCGAUUGAGCAGGAGAAAAAUACUAAGAAAAACAGAGGAAAUACGAAUAAGGAAAAAUUGUGUGUGCGUUCGCUGCGCUCAUCCCGACCCAUCCUCAAUCUUUGCUGCCUCAAGGUGGUUUGGAUAUUGAAGAAGUGCUGCUUUUGCGUUUGCAAUUUUUGUUCUCUGCUGUGAGAUAGGCAGCGGAAAAAAAUCGAACAGAUCAGCGUGGAAAUUUUCUGACGAAUCCGCCUCGGCGUAAGGACACGGAGUGUGUGUGUGUGUGUAUGUGUGUGCAUAUACAUAAUAUCGGUGUGGUGUAUCCAUUCAAGGUUCCCCGGAGGAUUUAAUGAUGGAAGAGAAGAAUUCACCGCAAGGAAGAAAAACCUGUCAGUGAGGAAAGCGUUCGCGGAAGCAAGCGGCAACAACUCGAAGAACGAUUUUCUUCUCCGGCUGUGGGUAUAUUAGUUUUCAUUCGAACUCCGUCUUUGGGAGGCGAACAAAAAAAUGUGUGUGAAGAUAUUUUUUCCUCUUCUGCGUUUAUCGAGCUCAGGCUGGUGGCGAUAGCUGCCGAGAAGAAUUAGGAUUGCGGUGAGGUGAACAAGUGUGUGCGGCGUUUUUUUUUUCUUCUCCGUCUUCUCCGAGCUCUCGCUCUCGCGGUUCUAUAUCCCAUUCGAGAAGACGACGGUCAAAAAUCGCGUGCGUGCGGUUGUGUGAGUGAGUGAAUGUGGUGGGGCAGACCGGCGGGACAGUGUUGGUGAUUUGCAACAAAAUAGAAGAGAAGAAAUCCCGUCACAGUGCAGACAACCCGAGCAGAAAAGAAAAAGAUUGUUUUUAUUUUCUUGUGGUUUCGUGAUUUUGUUGGUGCGGUCGAAGCGGUGUCGCGAGCGGAGAAGAAGCAGAAACAAUCGGUAGAAAAGCCAUACAUAUCACAGGAGGCAUCUCGUCUAGGAUCUCAGAGGGCGGAUUUCAUCAUAUCUCGUUCCACUUCGGUAUUUUAUAUCUGAUACGCACCAUCCAACGACUGUUAACAUUCAUCACUCGAUUGCUUCGAACAUUUGGGCUCCGUGCUUGAACACCACCAUGUCGAAAGCCCACAAAUUGAAUCCAAUUCUAACGGAUGCGAUGGUGGCCAUCGCUGCUGCUGCUGCUGCAUUGGUGCGAAUGCUCCCGAAGGAUUAAUUGGCUGGGAGAUAUGAUGCGGAAAAAUGACGCUCCCAACAAUGCAUCUGACAUGAUGAUCUUCGAUUCAGUGUUUCGAGGAAAAUAAUUCUGUGAGAGUGAAAUUAUAAAAUAAUAUAUAAAAGAAGAUAAAACCAGUGUGUGCUCUUGGAAAAAAAGUUCAAUAUUUGUAAAGGCUGUUUAUGAAAAAGGUUGUGACGGAAGGAAUUGAACGAUAAAUACACCCAACACAGUAGGCAAAGAAUGGAUCUACUGGCUUCCUUAACGUCGUCAUCCUCGUCGCCGUCGGGUGGCGCAAGUGGCGGCGGCAGUGGUAGCGGUGGCGGAGGUGGUUCUGGUGGUGGCGGUGGCAGAAUGCCACCCUCUGGUGAUGGCCCGUCGGGUAGCGGUCACGAUCAGCAGCCCCAGAUCACCUUCGAACGGCUCAGGGAGUGCGGCAAAAAGCUUGUUGCGACCCAAAUUCAGCGCGAACUGUCCGAGACCGGACAGUCGGAGAGUUUGAAUCUGCUCCUGGAUGACUUCCUAUCACCGGCGCGACACAUUACCGACGCCGAGAGCAUCGAGUGGUGCAAAUGGCUGAUAGCAGGGGGCGACACGCCGGCUGAGUUCGCUUCGAUGGUGCGCGGUUACGAUAACCAUGCCAAGUGCGGCCUCGUAUGGAUUCCCCACGUGGUGGCUUACCGGUGCCGGACGUGCGGCAUUUCCCCCUGCAUGUCCAUCUGUCGGGAUUGCUUCAAGCGGGGCAACCACGCGGAUCACGAUUUCAAUAUGUUCCUGUCGCAGGCCGGUGGGGCCUGCGAUUGUGGCGAUACCUCGGUGAUGAAGGCGGAAGGCUUCUGCAGUGAUCAUGGUAUCAACAACUGUCAGAACAAAUCCCCCGUGCCGGAGGACCUGAUGGUGAUUGCGGAAGCGAUGAUGCCCCGCCUGCUGUUGCGGCUGUUGCUGCACUUUCGCGAGCACAAUGGCACCAGCCACAUUUCGACGGUUUACAGCCGGACGGCCAAACACUGUGAUGACUACUGUAGUAUGCUGAUGGAGUUCAACAACAUGGGUGAACUGAUGCGACGGGUUAUGACCAAAGCUUUGAUCGACGAGGGCACCUACCGGCGGCUGGUAGAGCCCCCCUUUCUCACCAACCAGUAUGGAGCCUAUCUGGAGCGCAGCCGGCGGAAGUACGAGGAAGCGUUACGGAUGUUUCCCUCCCCCGAGCCACCCGAUGAGUACAAGCAUCUGCCGGCGCUCGGGAAGAACAUCAUUCACAAGACGCUGCUCGAGGAGUUCAUAUUUUGGACGUUGAAGUACGAGUUCCCGCAGAAUAUUGUGUGCUUCCUGCUGAAUAUGCUUCCCGAUCAGGAUUAUAAGGAGCACCUAACACGCACCUUCGUGAUGCACUACUGCCGGAUACCGAGUGUACUGGAGAUGUCCAACGAUCCGGACACGCUCAGCAACCGGGUGGUCCAUAUGAGCGUCCAGCUGUUCUCGAACGAGAGUCUCGCGCUGAAGAUGGUCGAGGAGCUGAACCUGCUGCACGUGAUGAUUAUCAGCUUGCGCCAGAUGCUCUCGAAGAUUCUCACCCAGAAUAUCUUGCAUGACCCGGACAAAAACUUCCACUAUGUGAUCGACUGUACGAAGCGUGUGAUGAAGGAGCACUGCUACUGGCCGCUGGCGUCCGACUUUAACAAUGUCCUAUCGCACGAGUCGGUCGCGCUGGUGUUUCUGAAGGAUAACGAUCUGAUCGAUAUGUGGUUCCAGUUCCUGUCGAUGCUGCAAGGAAUGAACGUCAACGUGCGCGAGACGGGCAGCCACGUCGAGUUCGAGUCGAACUCGUACUACGCAGCCUUCAGCUGCGAGCUGGAGGCCAGCGCCUACCCCAUGUGGUCCAUCAUAUCCCACCUGAAGGACCCGUCCCAUGCCCCGCUGGCGAAGAACAUCAUGUACUUCUGCGUGAACUAUCUGCAGGAUUGGCUGGAUGCGAUCAAUUUCUACCACCAUCCGAAGUUCGACAAGGAGGACGGUUCCUUCAAGUAUCAGGCAUCGUUUCACUUCCCGCUGCACCGCUAUCUGGCGGCGUUCAUCUGCCAGGGCGUAAAAACCAUGGGUAUGUCGCUGAGUGACAUCCUACCUUCGGCGGAUCUGCUCCCGAUGCUGAUGAUGCACCCGCUGCGGGUUCAGAGCCUCUUCUACGAGAUCCUGUCCGGGAUAUGGGUCCGCAACGGGCUGCAGAUCAAGGGCCAGGCGAUGACGUACCUGCAGGCGAACUUCUGCAACUCGAUGGUGGACAUGGAUCUGUUCUUUCUGCAGAUCUGCGCCACCCAGCUGCCCGCCAACAUGUUCCUAACGGAUUGCAUUUCGAUCUUCGGCGUGACCGAGUGGCUCGGGAUGGGGGUGCUCAGUGCGCCCCAGGAGAUGGAGCAAGAUUCGAUGCUGGAGGGGUUGUUGACGUUUUUGGCGACGUUGAUCACCUCGCGGGUGAAUCUGGGCAAUGACGAGACGACGCAGUGCAUCAUCGAGAUUAGUGCGCUGCUGGCGACGGGGGAUAAAACGCACAGUCAGCUGCUGGAGCUGAUGCCGGAGCGGAUCAUCGGGAAUGCACACACGAGGAACUUCGAGAAGUACUUAAAGGAUCUGUCGGUGUAUCGGCCGCCGCCGGUGGGGUCGGAGAAUCUCGAACAGGGUUUGUUUAUGCCGAUUGGGGAGGUAUGGGAGAAGUACUAUGAUCCGCUGCAUGUGUUGUUGAGGGCGGUUCACAGGAGAGAUUUUCAGAACUCGAUGGAUCGGUUCAGUGGGUACGUGAAGGGGGUUUCCAAAAUGCCGAAAAGUGGAAGCCUGUGGCCGCCGUUCCGGCUGCCGGGUUCCUGUGGUAAGGUUUACAGCGAUCCGGGAAGUAUUUUGAGCUCGAGAGUGUUGCACGCGACGCUGUUGGCAAUUUUCUACCGAGCCGUCCACACGCACAAUGUGUCCGAACAUAUGUUGGCGAUGGCGGUCUUCCUGCUGGAGAUGGCUGUAAACAACUGCGAGAAGAAUAAGGACAACGGGAACGAGCUGGAGUGUGGUGGUGGAGGAGGAGGUUCUUCGGGGACGACAAGCCGCAGCCGACAUGCUGCGGCACAGGAAGGUCGCGAUGGGGUACCCGAGCUGUUGAAUUGCUAUCCGAGCAAUUGCUUGAGCGAUAAUUUGAAGAUGAUGAUCAAGAAAAUAUCGCUGCUACCGGGAGAGCCGCAGGUUCUACCGGCGAACUAUCAGAAUCAGAGCGCGGGAACGCCUACCUUCGAUAGCGAUGGGGAUUGGGAGUUGUCGGAGAGUGAAACGCUACCGAUGUUGGUUGGUAGUGUGGAUACGGAUUACGGGCAGCAUUUGAAUAGUAGCGGAGGGGAGGUUGCUAUCCCCCAGGAUUUGUCGGUGGUCCGAGGAAGUUCGCUCGCUAGAAGGAUUGAUGACGAAGAUGAUGAGGAGAUGGGUCGGAUGAUCGUGGAAGAUGGGCUGCAGUCGUUACCACCGAUAGGUCAACGACAAGCGCUCACCCUUCCGAGCUACCACAACAACGAGCAUGGUGGCGAUGGUGCGAUGGUCGUUUCGGGAGGUCCUCUUCCAUUGCCGGCACAUACGUCGCCCGUCGGACCGGGUGCCGUGGCGAUUCCUCGCGUCACCAGCGAGGUGUACAACGAGAGCAGUAUGGAGCUGGUGAUUCGCCAUGAUUUUUCGAUCGUUCCGACACAAACUUCUUCGGCUGUGAGUGAGGCUAUGCGGACGAACACCCCGGACACGACCAUGUUCUCGUCCUCGGUGUCCUCGAACGUCGGUCUCAUACUUCCCUUCAAUCGUGUUCAACCGGUUGCAGUUCCUAGUAGACCACAGUUGCCGGCACCGCCGGUCAACUCUACGACUACCAUUGCCAGCGCUGGAGGCACCGCUUCCACCAAUUUCGGUAGUGCCAGCACCCAAUUGGUGCACCAGAUGGUGGCGGCGGCGGGACAGACGCGCCACAAACGUCGCAACAUCGAGGCUCCUGGAGAGCACUCACACGAGCCCGACACGGUGCUGAUCGAGGAGAGCAUUCUAUCGCUUCUGUUGAAGCUACACUCCCAACUCAGUGGGGCACUGGAUAGCUUCUCGCUGGACGACUCACAGGAGGAGGAGGACGAAUUCAUGGAUCAGGAUAUGGAUGAUUCGAGUAGCUGUUCUUCUAGUCACCGGCCGCAUCGGAUCAAGGUGUCCGAGUCUCGCAUCGGGGACGGGCCGUUUUUCAUCGGUAAUUUGCUGCGAAAGAUUGCCCGGCUGGACGAGGGUUGUGCCCGCAAAAUCAACGAAAUUCGACACACCUUGUGGCCGAACCAAAGAGAGCGUCAGGCGGAACAGAAAGCACGCGAGGCUAAGGAACGCGAGGAACGAAGCAAGAGGGCGAAGGAGCGUCAGAAGAAGAUGAUGGAGGAAUUCGCCAACCGGCAGAAGGCAUUCAUGGAACAGGCGGCCUCGAACAUGGAUUGCUUCGAGGGUGACGAAGAGGACGAGGAGGAGAUGAUCGAGAUGCCCCAGGAGAAGGAGUACGACUGUAUUAUUUGCAAUACGACCGGGCCGAGUACGGAGUCCAAUCCGAUCGGGCUAGUGGUGCUGGUGGAGUCCAGCAGUAUCGUGGGUCAUCGGCGGAAGGACGAGGAUCGUUGUCCGCUGCCGCUGAACGACGAAGAUAGGAUAAGACUAGACAAAAAUGUGAAACUAGUGUCGGAGUUCAACAAACGGGUGGAUCUGUUGCAGUGGAAGUUUGGUGCAACAUCCUGGUUCCUGUCGCACAAUAUCGGUUGGGAAGGGGGCGUCCAUGUGCAAUCCUGCGGACACCACGUUCAUCUAACCUGUCAGGACUCGUACCUCAAGUCGCUGCACACAUCGGCUCGGCCUCAAAAUUUGAACGUCGAGCGGGGUGAGUUCUUUUGUCCCGUGUGCCGUCAGCUUGCCAAUUCGGUACUCCCGCUGAGUCCCACCUUAGAUCGGCCAACGCCACUAAUACGGGCACCCUCACCCGCCCAGCCCACUCUAGUCAACGAACUGAUGAACCUCAUUAAAGAUAACAAACGUCCACCGACGACCACCAAAUUCUACGACGCCAUGGGCCGGGCCAUGGAGAACAUGACCAGCUGUACCCAGCGGAACAUUAAGAAACAUCCCGUGACCCUGCAAAGUCUAUUCUCCUUUGUGAUCUCGAUCGCUCGCAUCAACCUGGAAUCGGAGGUAAUCCAGUGGGGUGGGUCGCUCUGUACCCAGAAGGACCUCCGCUAUAAACCCAAGUGGGACUGUAUUGUUCCGCUGCUUCACGUGCUGUCGCUGCACGUUCGUAUUAUGAUCAACGACGAUUCGCCGAUGCGCUUCAAGGUGGGCGACGAUUGGCCAGCGUGGCGAUCUUGGGCUACCCUGUGCGGGAUUCAGCUAGCACAGCGCCAACAGGACGAGACGGGUGGCGCAAGCUCAACGACGGCGGCUGCCACGGCAGCAACGCUUGGGAUGUCUUCGCCAGGGAUGGAUGAUAACAAUCAUGCGACGACAACUCCGGUACCUUCCUAUAGCACUAGCGAGAUCAUUCCGGCUUUGCUGAGCGAUCCGUGUGCCCUGAUGCUGAAGUUCAUUCUGCUCGCUCCGUUGCAUUUGGAUCAAGCCUACUUCACGUGCAUCGUCAAGGCAACGUACAACCUGCUGUACUAUCAGAUCGUACUCCAGCUGUGCACCCACCUGACGGACGAGGAGUGCAAUCAGUUGGUGGAAAAGUAUUCCUCGGCUGUCGUGCCGCGGGAGAAAGGUGUUUCGCACAUCGGUGCCGCGAUGGCAUUCAUCCUGAACAACCUGGACCGCUGUCGGUACAUCCGCUCUGAUAGUGUCCUCAUGACGGGAGGUUCCUCGAUGGACCAGUUCGGCGACAGCCAAUCGCCGUCCACCCCGAAUGGAGGCGACGAAUCUUCGACGCCAUCGUCACCACGGCGGCAACUCGAGCUGGACGUGCUCGAGAAGAGCCUCCAGCGUUUGUGUCUUCCCUUUCUGCGUGUGGCCGCUCUGCUAAGGCUGCACAUUUAUGGCUCGCCGAUUCCGGAGAUUCCGGGACCCCAGUGGGAGUUCAGCAGGCUGGUCUACUACCUGGAGCUGGUCACCGUCGGUAUGGAUCUGGACAAGUUCAACGCAAGCAAGGCGCUGUGCUUCCUGCCCGGGACGGAGCUGGCGCUGCCCAAGUUCUGGUGCGAUCAGUUGCGCGAAAUUCGUCCGACGUACGAAUCGACACGAUCGCUGAUCGUGAGCCAGCACAUCGAGUGGCAGCAGCCGAAGCUGCUUCAACUGCCGAGGGAAUAUGAACGACUGUUUACGUACUACCAUGAGCAGCCCUGCCUGAAGUGCAUGAACGUUCCCAAGGAAAGCUCGAUCUGUUUGCUGUGUGGUACGAUCGUAUGCCUGAAGCAAGUUUGCUGCAAGGACAAAGAGUGUUGCGAGGCUGUGAGGCAUUCCAUUAGCUGCGGUGGAGGAACGGGUAUCUUCCUGGUGGUGACGUCGACCUACAUUAUCAUCAUCCGCGGCCGUCGUGCCUGCCUUUGGGGCUCCCUUUAUUUGGAUGAUUACGACGAAGAGGAUAGAGAUUUGAAGCGUGGUAAACCACUGUACCUAAGUGAGGAUCGCUUCAACCUGCUCGAGUCCCAGUGGCUCUCGCAUCGUUUUGCUCACACCAAGCACACCUGGGUGUGGCAUCGGGAUUCUUUGUAAAUGAAUCGAGGGCGUGCGUGCGUGUGUGAGUGAGUGAAGUGUGUGAGGCACAAGACUGCUGUGUUUGUUGCAAAAAAACGGAAAACAAAACUAGAUAAAAAUCAUUAAUAACAAGGAAAGAAACAAAGCGAAGCUAAACACGAUACUUUGACAUAAUUCGAGACGAUUGAAAGCCAAGCGGAAUAGCAAACAACAACGACUAUUAUUAUAUCAGUAAGGCUACAUGAAACAAACACUAUUACUAUUACCACUACUAUUACUACUAUUCCUACAAGACCACAUACGAACAUUAUCUCUUGCUUUGUGAUAUUUGUAACAGUUAUAAUGCAGAGUACCCUCAUUAAACUAAAUCUUCCCCCAUAUCCAUCUCACAAUAAGCGAAGAAGAACACCGACUCUUCUUGCAUAAACUAGUUAAUGAUCGAACUGUAUAUUGAUUAGUGUAAGCUUAAACAUAUUAUAACAUUUGUUUAAAUUGAUUGCUCAGUGCUAGAUUGCAUUUGCGUUCGUUCUGUUUAUAGUUUUUAAAAUUUAAUUCAGCCGUUUUUUCCUGCUCCGAGCGCGUGACCACAGCUCUCAGCCUAUAGUGUUAACAAUCGAUUCUUGCUCAAAUUAACCACAACAACAGUGUAGUGCGUGCGCUAUUGUGUGUGUAUGUGUGUGUGCGUGUGCUAACAAUCUUCGCCACUAGAGUGUGAUUACACCCCCCGGAACGACGAGAAGCUGAAAGACAACUGCCUUAGAACGCAUGAAACACAUAAAAAUAAAACAAAACAGCAAAACAGCAAGUAACAUAGUAAGAUUAGAAUGUAAGAGAACAAAACAUUUGACUAGGAUUUAACGAAUUGUGGCUUCUCGAUGGAGUGAUCAAAAAAAGAGAAAGAGAGAGAGAGGAAGAGGAAGAGACAGACGAGGGUGGCGAACUUUUCGAAACCUUGUUGCUGUUCAUAAGUCGGUCUCUUCGGUGAUAAAGUUUAAGGAUAAAGAGAGGAGUGAAUGCGAGGAUGAUGAUGAUGAUAUGCUAAGCGUUGAUCGUUUGUUUACUUUUUUUCUGUUCGUAGUAACACAAUUAUUACACACUAGCUAUCCUAUAUAUAUAUUUGUUAUUAUUAUUGUAUAGAGCGAGGAAAGACGAGAGAAAAAGAUGGAUGUGUGAAUAAUAUAAUGGUAACUACUGAUACACACAUUGAACGCGUGCGAAGAGGUUUUCAUUUGUGUUUCUGUGGAAGUCAUCGUCGUUAGGGCGCGCGUUGGUCAUGAUCUGAGAUGCGCAUCUUCCGGUCCGCCUGCGACAGGAUUAGAUUAUUACACUACUAGAUACCCAAGUUACAUAUAUGUAAAACAAUAAAACCAAUAAUUAGCGUUUAGAUCAAUAAAUUAAAUUCAUGGUAUAUUAUGAAAA